AUGGCUGAAUUCACUUGUUUUAAUGCCCGUCUGUCUAGAAGAGAACUCUACGUUCAGGUAGAUGAAGAAAUUGAACCUAUGUCAAAUAUUAACCAUUCAGAUGGAGAGGUGAUAAAAGGUUUUUUUAAAUUGGAGCAAUUAUUAAAGGAUGAAAUGAGACACUGGUGGGACAGUGUCUCAUUAAAAAAGUAUUUGACUAGUAAACAGAUCCCACGAGGAUUAAGGAUCUUUAAAACAUUAGGGAUACAAGAUGAUCCAACAUUACUUUCAAAUUGGGAUCGUAGUCUUGAUGAAUGUUCAUUUAAAUUAAUUGAACUACUAGUUAAUUAUAGAGAGAAAAAAGUUAUUGAGAUUGGGAAGAAAAUAGAAGAAAUUAAGGGUACGUUGAUUAAAUAUAAGGAUCUACCCAUCUUUUCAGAAAGAGAUAAAAAUACUAAUAAACGAGUAGAACAAUUUGAAAAAGAGCUAGUAGAAACUAAAAAUAAAAAACUGUUGAGAGAUGAUAACGAUUAUAAAGAUGAGAAGCCUCUUUCACCUCCUUCCACCAUUUCUGUACCAUCUGCACACGAGGGGAGCAGUACAAGUAAAGAUGGUGAUGAUAAAGGCAUAAUAGAAUUUGUGGAUUCGUGUGUGAAAGUGGAACAGGUUGAGGGGGAUACAAUCAUCGUCAAUAAAAGCUACAGCUGUGAGGGUCUAGGACUGCAGGAAAUACCAGACAGCCUACCCACCAGCAUUGAGAGUCUGGAUUUCAGUUUUAACAUACUCUUUGCUCUCUAUCAGUGGACUUUCGGUCAUCUAGAAAAACUGGAAUAUUUAGAUUUAUCAAGAUGCUGUAUCACCUGGAUCCAUGAAGAUGUCUUCAGGAACAAUACAAAGCUUCACACAGUUAUGCUGACGGGGAAUCCAAUACUGUACAUCGCAGAUUCUGCUUUUGUAGGAGCCACAUCUCUACGACAUCUUUACUUGCAGGAAACUUCUAUAUUGGACUUAGAAUUUGUUCCGAUUAUAAACUUACCAAACUUAGAAACUUUGCACGUGGGAAGCAAUUCUAUCUCAUCUAUAAAACUUCCGGAAGGUUUAACUUUAAAGAACUUGAGGACCAUGAACUUUGAAUUAAACCGUAUAAACAAAAUAACGGUAGAAGAUUCACAGUUUCUAAAGCAAAUCAACAAUUUGACUCUAAUUUUAAAGGGAAAUAAUAUUGAGUACAUUGAGCCAAACUCUUUCAACACAAGUAACUUCUACAGUUUGGAUCUGAUGGGCUGUGCCUGGAAGACAGACUUGUCCUUGCUUGUAAAUGGACUUAACGGUCUAACAACCAACAUCCUUAAAAUUGGCACAUUUAUAGACAUCAAUACAGAGAUGGAUAUUUUCCCACAGAGUCUAGGAGGUCUGUGUAAUGUUUCAGCAAAGCAAGUCAGUCUUCAGGUCAGACAAUUUACUGAUGAGUCACCUCAAACAUUUUCAUGUUUGACCAAGACUGAAAUUUUGGAUUUCACAUAUACUCACAUAGUUUCACUUCCACGUUUGACCAAUGGUCCCGUGCUAAGAGAACUCAUUUUAAAUGAAAAUAAAUUCAGCAGCCUCUGCAAUAUAAGCUCAAAUAGUUACCCACUUCUCAUGCAUCUACAUAUAGUUGGAAAUUUUCACACUUUGGAUUUGGGAGCUGGAUGUUUGAAGGAUCUAUCAAGACUUCAAUAUCUUGACCUGAGCCACAAUGACUUUGGACAAAUGGCAUGCUGCAGUGCUCAGUUUACUGGGUUACAUAGUCUCAAUCACUUGAAUCUGAGUUAUGGAUCCAUCCUUUCCUUAGACAGCCCGGCCUUUCCAGAGAACGAUCAGCUAGAAGUUCUCGAUUUCACACAUGCCCAUUUAUUGACAGGUAAAUCUGUAAGUCCUUUCAGCAAUUUAGCUAAUCUGAGAGUCCUCAACCUGUCUCAAAGUUAUGUUAAUACCAGCAAUAUACAUUUGUUUGAUGGUCUAAAGAACCUUAUUUUCCUAAAUAUGGACAAAAGUUCAUUUCAAAAUGCAACUCUCCGGAGGAACAAUCUCUUCUCAAAUGUUGUAAAGCUUGACAAACUAAUAUUAUCUAACUGUGAUUUACAAACCAUAGAGGGAGAGGCCUUCCUAAAACUGUUGCACUUAAAGUAUGUGGACCUAAGUCACAACAAACUAACCUUAUUUAGCACAAAUGCAUUUUGGAAUCUGAGUCACAUUUACUUAAAUUUAGCUUUCAACAUGAUCACAACUAUUCCUAUUGGAUUGCUGCAGAAUAUAACAGAUGAAAGCACCAUCAAUUUAAGCCAAAAUCCCAUUGAUUGCUCAUGUUCCAAUGUUGAAUUUUUAUCCUGGUACAAAAAACAUGAAAACAUUUUUGAAGACAAGACAAAGACCCUAUGUGGGUCUCCACCAUCGCUAAAUGGUACAGAGCUGUCUAAAGCUACAGUCAUUUGUGGAAUGUCUACCUCAUAUUUAAUAUUAAUCAUCAUACUUGUAUUGGUAGGUGCAAUGUUAGUAGCAGUGUUCAUUAUAAAGCUGUACAAGAAAAGAAUGUAUUCUUCCAUUUAGUCACCAUAUUUAACUGUUCCAUGUAAAUAUUUCUUAUCAAUGACUCAAAUUAGGUCUGUAAAUAAAGUUAUUGA
This is a messenger RNA of Pseudophryne corroboree (corroboree frog), 2642 nucleotides long. RefSeq names its product CD180 molecule (gene CD180). Gene Ontology annotation, biological process: B cell proliferation involved in immune response; cellular response to lipopolysaccharide; positive regulation of lipopolysaccharide-mediated signaling pathway. Gene Ontology annotation, cellular component: extracellular matrix. The record is from RefSeq and is a predicted model, not a curated record. The coding region runs from base 1 to 2568 and encodes 855 amino acids. NCBI's taxonomy places the organism in Eukaryota, Metazoa, Chordata, Amphibia, Anura, Myobatrachidae. The transcript is spliced from 4 exons. Gene Ontology annotation, molecular function: protein binding.